CAGCAGCCAACGCUUGGCAUCACAAUACGGUAUUCUUGGCUCUGCAAGAUCAUCUCAUUCCACUAUGAGAGCUAGUUUCUCUGCGUCUGAUGUUCCUUUGAACUCUCCUCAUGGACCCAAGGAGCGUCGUUUCUCGACAAACAAGGAGCCCACUGACAGCGAGCUGAGCUCAUCAGUUCACCGUCAGUUCCGCAACGCUCAUGAAGGACACAAGCCACAUGCUGGACUAGACCCUUCGCGUGCAUCCACAGGAGUAGUCUGGACCACUGAAAGGGCUUAUGAGCAUGGAUUUGCCGAACAUCCAGAGAAGUGGGCAAACUUGGGUCAAGGUGCCCCCGAGGUCGAUGAUGAGAUCGAAGGCUGCUUUGAGAGACCUCAUACUAUCGAUGUCUCCAUGUCCGGCCGUGAAUACGGUCCUACUGCUGGUAUCAAACCUCUGAGAGAAGCUGUCGCCAACCUCUACAAUGAGCAUCACCGUAAGGGCAAGGAGAGUCAGUAUACCUGGGAAAACGUCUGCAUCGUCCCUGGCGGCAGAGCUGGCCUCAUCAGAAUUGCUGCUGUGAUCGGAAAUGCCUAUCUUGGAUUCUUCAUUCCGGACUACACCGCUUACAACGAGAUGCUGUCGCUCUUCAAAAACUUCAGUGCUAUCCCCAUUCCAUUGUCGAAGCAAGAUGGAUACCACAUGCACCCAGACAAGAUUGCAGAAGAAAUCGCCCGGGGUACUAGUGUCAUCUUGACAUCAAACCCUCGUAACCCUACAGGCCAGGUCCUGGCCAAUCCCCAGCUUGCUCAAAUUCAAGAUAUUUGCAGAGAUAGAGCGACGCUCGUCUUAGAUGAAUUUUACUCUGGCUACAACUACACUACUGACUGCGAUGGUACUGUCAUCUCUGCUGCCGACAACAUCGAAGACGUUGACGAAGAUGAUGUGCUCAUCAUUGACGGCUUGACAAAGCGUUUCCGUCUUCCUGGCUGGAGAGUAGCAUGGAUCAUCGGACCUAAGGAGUUUAUCAAAGCAAUUGGCUCGUGUGGAUCUUACCUCGAUGGCGGCACCAACGUUCCUUUCCAAGAGGCUGCCAUUCCUAUGCUCGAACCCACCAAGGUCAAACACGAAAUGCGUGCCCUGCAGCACCACUUCCGUGAGAAGAGAGACUAUGUCAUUGACAGAUUGACGGAGAUGGGCUUCAGAAUCCCGCUGAUUCCUAACUCGACAUUCUACCUGUGGCUUGAUCUGUCUUCGCUCCCUGAGGGCAUCAACGACGGUCUGAACUUCUUCAAUGCUUGUCUCAAGGAGAAGGUCAUUGUUGUGCCUGGUAUCUUCUUCGAUUUGAAUCCGUCGAAACGCAGGGAUCUGUUUGACUCACCUUGCCACAAGCACGUCAGGUUGAGCUACGGUCCAAGAAUGGAUGUUCUCAAGAUGGGUCUCGAUGGUAUUGAGAGAGUUGUCAAGAAGCACCGCAACGAUCCUACCCCUGCCAAGCAGGAAGGACCAUCCGAGACUGUUCAUGAAGGGCACGGAGAGCAUCCAUGAGGUCUUGUAAGGACGAAAAUUACGACAGUAUCUACACGUUAACAUCAAGUUCACUUCGACUCGAGGUGUAGUUUUAGAUACUUAUUUGCUCUUGCUAAAUGAAAAUAUGGGUAGCCAG
Messenger RNA from Aureobasidium pullulans EXF-150, 1646 nucleotides. Its product is annotated as aminotransferase. Gene Ontology annotation, biological process: biosynthetic process. The transcript has 8 exons. The record is from RefSeq and is a predicted model, not a curated record. Lineage: Eukaryota; Fungi; Ascomycota; Dothideomycetes; Dothideales; Saccotheciaceae. The coding region runs from base 65 to 1528 and encodes 487 amino acids. Gene Ontology annotation, molecular function: pyridoxal phosphate binding.